AUGGAGCCCCACCUGCUCGGGCUGCUCCUCGGCCUCCUGCUCUGUGGCACCAGGGUCCUCGCCGGCUACCCAAUUUGGUGGUCCCUGGCCCUGGGCCAGCAGUACACAUCCCUGGGCUCACAGCCCCUGCUCUGCGGCUCCAUCCCAGGCCUGGUCCCCAAGCAACUGCGCUUCUGCCGGAAUUACAUCGAAAUCAUGCCCAGCGUGGCCGAGGGCGUGAAGCUGGGCAUCCAGGAGUGCCAGCACCAGUUCCGGGGCCGCCGCUGGAACUGCACCACCAUAGACGACAGCCUGGCCAUCUUCGGGCCCGUCCUGGACAAAGCCACCCGCGAGUCGGCCUUCGUGCACGCCAUCGCCUCUGCCGGCGUGGCCUUCGCCGUCACGCGCUCCUGUGCCGAGGGCACCUCCACCAUCUGCGGCUGCGACUCGCACCACAAGGGGCCACCUGGCGAGGGCUGGAAGUGGGGCGGCUGCAGCGAGGACGCCGACUUCGGGGUGCUCGUGUCCCGGGAGUUCGCGGACGCGCGCGAGAACAGGCCGGACGCGCGCUCGGCCAUGAACAAGCACAACAACGAGGCGGGCCGCACGACCAUCCUGGACCACAUGCACCUCAAAUGCAAGUGCCACGGGCUGUCGGGCAGCUGUGAGGUCAAGACCUGCUGGUGGGCCCAACCCGACUUCCGCGCUAUCGGCGACUUCCUCAAGGACAAGUACGACAGUGCCUCGGAGAUGGUGGUGGAGAAGCACCGCGAAUCCCGCGGCUGGGUGGAGACCCUCCGCGCCAAGUACGCGCUGUUCAAGCCGCCCACCGAGAGGGACCUGGUCUACUACGAGAACUCCCCCAACUUCUGCGAGCCCAACCCCGAGACGGGCUCCUUUGGCACCAGGGACCGGACUUGCAAUGUCACUUCCCACGGCAUCGAUGGCUGCGACCUGCUGUGCUGUGGCCGCGGCCACAACACGAGGACGGAGAAGCGGAAGGAGAAAUGCCACUGCAUCUUCCACUGGUGCUGCUACGUGAGCUGCCAGGAGUGCGUCCGCAUCUACGAUGUGCACACCUGCAAGUAGGGAGCCAGGGCACUGGGAACGGGUGAAGUGUGUGGCUGGGCAGAUUCACCGAAGUCCCAUGGGAAGCAGGACCUGGAGCCGGGCUCAGCGCUCAGCACCAGGCAGCAAGGAACCCGGACUGUUGCCAGACGCCCGUGCGGUAAAUGACCUGGACCUGUGCCGCCCGCUGCCGGGGAGGCCUCCCUCGCCCUCUCUCUUGAGUUUCUCACCCUGCUCUGGAUGGUGUGUGGUUUUUAAAGAAGGGGCUUUCUUUUUAGUUCUCUAGGGUCUGAUAGGAACAGACCCCAGGCUUAUCUUUGCACAUGUUAAAGAAAAUAAAAAUGGAAAAAAAAAUUCUACUCCGA
Mirounga angustirostris (Northern elephant seal) is the source of this 1412-nucleotide messenger RNA. It is a transcript of the gene WNT3, whose product is annotated as Wnt family member 3. The coding region runs from base 1 to 1068 and encodes 355 amino acids. Gene Ontology annotation, cellular component: extracellular region. The transcript is spliced from 5 exons. NCBI's taxonomy places the organism in Eukaryota, Metazoa, Chordata, Mammalia, Carnivora, Phocidae. Gene Ontology annotation, biological process: cell fate commitment; canonical Wnt signaling pathway; multicellular organism development. The record is from RefSeq and is a predicted model, not a curated record. Gene Ontology annotation, molecular function: cytokine activity; frizzled binding.